UAACAACAGUUAGGCGACAUGUUUCCCUGUAAUUCUGGUUAAGAAAUUAUGUUCACUUUAAAAACUUCUCCUGAGCUGUGUGUGAACAUGGUGACCGUCGGCAUGUUACUGAUGGUCCUGUUUCUUUCAGGUGCUUUAGCUGAUUGUCCUGAUGAUGCAGACCUCUUCAUAACUGCACCAAAGAAGUUGGAAGCACUGAGUGGAUCUUGUUUGAAAAUCCCAUGUAGCUUCAGACCCAAAGAAGAACAGAAAUUUAUCAGCACAAGAAAAAUCUUUGGAGUGUGGAUUAAAAAUGAUGAUAGAUUUAGCAUUUAUCCAAACAAUGUGAUCUUCAACAGUAAUGGAGCAGUUAGCAUCUAUCCAAUGAGUAUUACUGGGAACCUGAGUCAGAGAGACUGCACCACUCUGUUUUCUAAUUUAACCACAAACUACACAGACACAUACUUCUUCAGAGUAGAGAGAGAACCAUUCAAGGCGACAGCUUCUUGUGAUCCUCUUCAAAUAACAGUCAGAGAUUCUCCUUGGAGGCCCAAUAUUACAAUCCCAGGUGAUCUGAAGGAGAAGGAGUCUGUCACUAUAACCUGCUCAGCUCUCACUCCCUGUCCACACUCCCCUCCUCAACUCACCUGGAAUCUCACACAAGACUCUCACAACAAAAUAGAGGAAAACACAGAUGGAAACUUUACAACUAAAAUCCAGCAGACCAUCACUCUGUCAGACACACAUGAUGGAAAGAAGAUCAGCUGCUCUGCCAUAUAUCCUGUGAACCAAGGAAAGGACACCAAGACAGCAGAGACAGAAGAGACUCUCAGUGUUUCAUAUGCUCCUAAAGACACCUCAGCAUCCAUCAGUCCAUCAGGUUUGGUGUCAGCAGGCAGCUGGGUGAAGCUGACCUGCUCCAGCAGAGCCAAACCUGUCAGCAACUUCACCUGGUUCAAGAAGAGCAGAGAUGGAGCUGUGAAAGUAUCUGAAGGAGAGAUUUACAGCUUCAAUGUAACAGAUGGAGGAGUUUAUUACUGUGUGGCCACUAAUGAUCUGGGUAAUCAGACAUCAGCAGAGAUUCAUGUGACUGUUGGAGGAGACACACUGUGGCUACUUCUUGGAGUAAUCAUUGGGAUCAUUGUACUCUUACUUAUAAUUCUACUCUGUUUGAUCAUCUUUGUUUGGUUAUUAAAGUCAAAGCAACAAACUCAACAACAGAUUCUGAUUCAAAUAAAUGAAGAGCAGAACGUUGAAGAACCAGCAAGUAAAAAGGAAGAAGAGGAAGAAAACAUCCAUUAUGGAGAGAUCAGAUUCUCUACACUGCCAUAUGAAGCAUCGUCUGACUCAGUGUGGGACAGUAGACAGCAGCAGGAGACGGUGUACGCACAGAUCAAAAAGCGAGAAAAGAGCUUAAAACAAAGAGCUCACGGCCAAGAGGAACUCUACGCUGAGGUGAAGAAAAAAUGAGAACUGUUGUGAAAUAAUUUUACAUUAAUAUAGAAAUACACACAUGGUGCCUGUAAAUGUGUCAUUUUCACUGCCUACAGUUCAGUGAAGUAAAACAACUAAAAACCCA
Molecule: messenger RNA, 1558 nt
Organism: Oreochromis aureus
Lineage: Eukaryota; Metazoa; Chordata; Actinopteri; Cichliformes; Cichlidae
Product: sialic acid-binding Ig-like lectin 13
Exons: 7
Coding region: 49-1449 (466 amino acids)
Source: RefSeq, a predicted model, not a curated record